This is a messenger RNA of Salvia miltiorrhiza (redroot sage), 714 nucleotides long. Its product is annotated as 60S ribosomal protein L9-like. The transcript has a single exon. Lineage: Eukaryota; Viridiplantae; Streptophyta; Magnoliopsida; Lamiales; Lamiaceae. Gene Ontology annotation, molecular function: structural constituent of ribosome; rRNA binding. Gene Ontology annotation, cellular component: ribosome; cytosolic large ribosomal subunit. The coding region runs from base 43 to 627 and encodes 194 amino acids. The record is from RefSeq and is a predicted model, not a curated record. Gene Ontology annotation, biological process: cytoplasmic translation.
UGAGGGUCGCAGCUACACACAGUUCACACUUCACCCCACAAAAUGAAGACGAUCCUCUCCUCCGACACCAUGGACAUUCCCGACGGCAUCAAGAUCAAGGUCAAGGCCAAGGUGAUCGAAGUCGAGGGGCCUAGGGGCACGCUCCCGAAGAAUUUCAAGCAUCUGAAUCUCGAUUUCCAGCUCAUCACCGAUGAGGAGACCGGGAAGAAGAAGCUGAAGAUCGAUGCCUGGUUCGGCAGCCGGAAAACCACCGCCUCCAUCCGCACCGCGCUCAGCCACGUCAACAACCUAAUCAACGGUGUUACCAAGGGAUACCGCUACAAGAUGAGAUUCGUGUAUGCUCAUUUCCCUAUUAACGCCUCCAUCACUAACAACGGAACCACCAUUGAGAUCCGAAACUUUCUCGGGGAGAAGAAGGUGAGGAAGGUUGAUAUGCUUGAGGGAGUGUCGAUUGUGCGAUCUGAGAAGGUCAAGGAUGAGUUGGUGUUGGAGGGGAAUGACAUUGAGCUUGUUUCUAGGUCUUGUGCCUUGAUAAACCAGAAAUGCCAUGUUAAGAACAAGGAUAUCAUGAAGUUCCUUGACGGUAUCUAUGUCAGUGAGAAGGGAGCCAUUGUUGUUGAGGAAUGAAGUUAGAAAUUUAUGUUUUAAUCAGUUAUUUGCAUUUUCUUAUUCUUGCUUGCAUGCUGACUUCUUAUGAGACUUAUAUAAAGAAUG